AUGGAGGGCAUGGAAGACGACUGCGGCCACGAUGGAUAUAUCGACACCGUCCGUGGAAAGUUCGACGAGAACGUCGAGAAGGUCGAGAUUUGGGAGCAGGAUUUCGAAAGGAUAUGCCUCCUGUGUCCGUCGGUGCGAAUAGCCGAUUCCGCAUCGAUUAGCGAAGUCUACGACAUGUCGCUUGUAGCUGGCGCUCCGGGGAAGAGCUUGGCCUCUGGCGUAUUUUUCUCGACAGUUCACCGACUGAUCGCGACUGAUGGCCGUGUCUCCACCCGGGCUGGGUUCGAGAAGAUUUCUGGCGGCGCGCCAGAAGCCAGAGGCCCGGGAAAGGCACCCCUUCUCCCGUUUUACCGGCCCUAUCGCGGGCGCACAUGGCACAGCAGGGGUUCCUCACACAUGAAACGGACCAACGGGCUCCAGGCCAAGCUCAUUGUCUUCCUUGUGGACCGCAACCAGUACAUCCUUCAGCACGGAAAGGUCGCCUCGGGACGGUGCAGAAGCCUUCCGGAAGCCCGGAAAUAG
Messenger RNA from Parathielavia appendiculata, 522 nucleotides. RefSeq lists its product as uncharacterized. The transcript is spliced from 4 exons. NCBI's taxonomy places the organism in Eukaryota, Fungi, Ascomycota, Sordariomycetes, Sordariales, Chaetomiaceae. The record is from RefSeq and is a predicted model, not a curated record. Bases 1 to 522 code for a protein of 173 amino acids.